Molecule: messenger RNA, 1777 nt
Organism: Diaporthe batatas
Lineage: Eukaryota; Fungi; Ascomycota; Sordariomycetes; Diaporthales; Diaporthaceae
Product: Obg-like ATPase
Exons: 3
Coding region: 410-1594 (394 amino acids)
Cellular component (GO): cytoplasm
Molecular function (GO): GTP binding; ATP binding; ATP hydrolysis activity
Source: RefSeq, a predicted model, not a curated record
CCGCCCUAGUGAACAGGAUAAGAACUUGGAAGCAGGGCGAACAAGGCUCUGCAAAAUUUUGAGCUGUUCUAAAGUUGGGCAAGGAGAGCAGUCUUCCGCCUCUCUUCCAACCACACAAUCCCUCCAUUGACACGAGAAAACCAGUGAACAACUCGGGAAUCGAGUUCAAUAUUCCCUCGAGUAUCACACUUCUUCUCUGAGGCUGAGGUUUGGGCAAAGGUCGCCGUGUUGGGGCUGGAAACAGCCCGUCCUAGUCGCGACCACGUCUCUCCUGCGACCCCCGCACCUUUUCUCUUCUAUCCCUCGACCGUUUUCCCUGCCCGCAGCUAGCUCUGCUUUUCAACCACACCCCGUGCUAAGCUGCACAUUCAUCUUCCUUUCCACUCGUCACUACGCAAAGAAGAGGAAAAUGCCUCCCAAGAAAGCUGUUGAGGAGAAGAAGAUCCUUCUCGGCCGCCCUGGCAACAACCUGAAGAGUGGAAUCGUCGGCCUUGCAAACGUCGGCAAAUCCACCCUCUUCCAGGCCAUCACAAAGUGCCAACUGGGCAACCCAGCCAAUUUCCCCUACGCCACCAUCGACCCCGAAGAGGCCCGCGUCAUCGUCCCUGAUGAGCGAUAUGACUGGCUCUGCGAAAAGUUCCAGCCCAAGUCAAGGGUCCCAGCCAACUUGACCGUCUAUGACAUUGCAGGCCUUACCCGUGGCGCAUCCACCGGCGCUGGUCUAGGAAACGCUUUCUUGUCGCAUAUCCGUGCCGUCGAUGCCAUCUUCCAGGUGGUCCGCUGCUUCGACGAUGCCGAAAUCAUCCACGUUGAGGGAGAUGUCAACCCCACUCGUGACCUCGACAUCAUCGCUGAGGAACUUAGGCUCAAGGACAUUGAGUUCGUUGAGAAGGCGCUUGAGAUGCAGAAGAAGAAGACUCGUCAAGGCGGCCAGUCUCUUGAGCAGAAGAAGGCCAGGGAGGAGCAGGAGACGAUAGAGAAGAUCCUAGCCUGGUUGCAGGACGGCAAGGAUGUGCGCAAGGGUAACUGGGGCCCCAAGGAGAUUGAGGUCAUUAACCCCCUCUUCCUCCUGAGCGCAAAGCCUGUCGUCUACUUGGUCAACCUUUCUGAGAAGGACUACAUCCGGAAAAAGAACAAGCACCUUCCUAAGGUUGCGGAGUGGUGCAAGGAGCACGCUGCAGGCGACCCUAUCAUCCCAGUUUCCGUGUCUUUCGAGGAGCGUCUAACUCAAUUCGAGACGGAGGCGGCGGCUCUGGAGGAGUGCAAGAAUGUCGGUGCCGAUUCUGCACUGCCCAAGAUUAUCAUUGCCAUGCGCAAGGCUCUGGACCUGGGCAGCUUCUUCACGGUCGGUACGGACGAAGUGCGACAGUGGACCCUCCGAAAUGGUACCAAGGCACCUCAAGCAGCUGGUGUGAUUCACACAGACUUCGAGAAGACCUUCAUCCAGGCUCUUGUCUACCCUUUCACCGCCCUGAAGGAGCUGGGAUCGGAGGCAGAAUUGAAGUCGAGCGGCAAGAUUGCUACGAAAGGCAAGGACUAUGUUGUCCAAGAUGGAGAUGUUUUGCACAUCAAAGCCGGCGCCGCCAAGAGCUGAGGUUGUUACUUGAUUCCCCCUACACAAGUAGGAUAUGAGAUACCCGCUCAAUCUGGAAGCCAUCCCUGUCUGGCUUGUCCGCCUCCCAGCCAUACUAUCUACUUGAGUAAUCAACUGGUGACUGUACCUAGUAUGAUGAGCUCCUCAUGCUUGCAAUAUAGGUAUCAACCAUCGCCUUUCAAA